Molecule: messenger RNA, 2583 nt
Organism: Patiria miniata (bat star)
Lineage: Eukaryota; Metazoa; Echinodermata; Asteroidea; Valvatida; Asterinidae
Product: calmodulin-like protein 12
Exons: 17
Coding region: 138-1688 (516 amino acids)
Molecular function (GO): enzyme regulator activity; calcium ion binding
Source: RefSeq, a predicted model, not a curated record
UUACUGUGCACCUUUCACUCUCAUCGAUUCACUCAUGUACCGCGGGUGAAAUUUCGAAGGAGGUUUGUGAAGGCAUCAUCAUUUCAUCUUCUAUCGUCCGUCGGAUAUCUCCCUGAUUAAGUCGCCAAAAACCAAACAUGAGCGCCGAAACAUUAAGUGAAGAACAAAUUGGUGAAUUCAAGGAGGCUUUUUCGCUCUUUGACAAGGAUGGUGAUGGCACCAUCACCACCAAGGAGCUGGGAACAGUCAUGAGGUCACUGGGUCAGAACCCCACUGAGGCUGAGCUGCAGGAUAUGAUCAACGAAGUCGAUGCUGAUGGCAACGGAACUAUCGACUUUCCCGAGUUCUUGACGAUGAUGGCGAGGAAAAUGAAAGAAACGGAUUCAGAAGAGGAGAUCAGAGAAGCUUUCAGGGUUUUUGACAAGGAUGGAAACGGUUUCAUCAGCGCUGCCGAGCUUCGUCACGUGAUGACCAAUCUUGGUGAGAAGUUGACAGAUGAGGAGGUCGAUGAGAUGAUCAGAGAGGCUGAUGUAGAUGGAGAUGGACAGGUCAAUUAUGAAGAAUUCAAGGAGGCUUUUUCGCUGUUUGACAAGGAUGGUGAUGGCACUAUCACCACCAAGGAGCUGGGAACAGUCAUGAGGUCACUGGGUCAGAACCCCACCGAGGCUGAGCUGCAGGAUAUGAUCAAUGAAGUCGAUGCUGAUGGUAACGGGACGAUUGAUUUCCCCGAGUUUUUGACGAUGAUGGCGAGGAAGAUGAAGGAAACGGAUAGCGAGGAAGAAAUCAAAGAAGCUUUCAGAGUAUUUGACAAAGAUGGAAAUGGUUUUAUCAGUGCUGCUGAGCUUCGUCACGUGAUGACCAAUCUCGGUGAAAAGUUGACAGAUGAGGAGGUCGAUGAGAUGAUCAGAGAGGCAGACAUUGAUGGAGACGGACAGGUCAAUUAUGAAGAAUUCAAGGAGGCUUUUUCGCUGUUUGACAAGGAUGGUGAUGGCACUAUCACCACCAAGGAGCUGGGAACAGUCAUGAGGUCACUGGGUCAGAACCCCACUGAGGCUGAGCUGCAGGAUAUGAUCAACGAGGUCGAUGCUGAUGGCAAUGGGACCAUUGAUUUUCCCGAGUUUUUGACGAUGAUGGCGCGAAAAAUGAAAGACACAGAUUCAGAAGAAGAGAUCAGGGAAGCCUUCAGAGUCUUUGACAAGGACGGAAACGGUUUCAUCAGUGCUGCAGAGCUUCGGUGUCAAGCUGACCAACUGACUGAAGAGCAAAUUGCUGAAUUCAAGGAGGCGUUCUCCCUGUUUGACAAGGAUGGCGACGGCACCAUCACCACCAAGGAGUUGGGAACAGUCAUGAGGUCACUGGGUCAGAACCCAACUGAGGCUGAGCUGCAGGAUAUGAUCAACGAGGUCGAUGCUGAUGGAAAUGGAACAAUUGACUUCCCCGAGUUCUUGACGAUGAUGGCGCGGAAGAUGAAAGACACAGAUUCAGAGGAAGAGAUCAGAGAAGCCUUCAGAGUAUUCGACAAGGACGGAAACGGUUUCAUCAGUGCUGCUGAGCUUCGUCACGUGAUGACCAAUCUCGGUGAGAAGUUGACAGAUGAGGAGGUCGAUGAGAUGAUCAGAGAGGCAGACAUUGAUGGAGAUGGACAGGUCAACUACGAAGAGUUCGUGAAGAUGAUGACAUCGAAAUAAUUCUCCAGUGCCCAAGUUGCACCUUCAGAAGCCUUGAGAUUUCUUAAAGAAAUAUUCUUUUUGUCUCUUUUUCGUAAUCUUGGUCUAUACUGAUGUCUCCUUCAUCAGUUGAAACAUGUAUAGAUCCACCAUGACAUGGUGUGCUGCAUUCAAUUUCAAUCAUUUUUAGAGGUUAUUGCUAGAAAGUGGAAGUUAUUUGUUAGACCCACAAAUUAGUAAACCCCGUUUUGGCUUUCAAAUUAAUACCGCAAUUUUCAGCCUUCUUUUUGAAACCGGUUUAUUGUGAACUAGUAUACUAGCAAAGCUCUUUUGUCUAUCGUACUUUUGUACAUUUUGUGCACGAAUCGAAAACUUUGGGAAUUUUCUGGUUUGCUUUUUCUUCCUACUGCACUGACGCAGGGUUUUUGUCAAGUUGGCAAACAAAACGGCUGACAGUUAGGCUGGUACGUUUAAUGAGAUAACUGUGAGAAUCGUUGUUGGAGACAGGGAACCUAACUUCAUUUCUUUUUUAAACUCAAAAAGUCGUAUUUCGCAGAUUUAAUAGCGGCCUUUAGUACAGGCAUAUGAAACCGGCUGAUAAUUAUCAAAGUGAAAAUGUGUAACUAAAUCAUGUUGAUUCCUAUUGUUGGAGUUAUUUUAAGUAUAUAUUUUUGGUAUGGCCUAAACGUUCCUCUUAUUUUUCUUAUUUGCUUGUAAAUCAACCUAGUCGCCAUAUUCGCGGAUUCUUAAGUUAAUGGUUGGUCAGAUUUAAUCUAUGCACGAAACUGACUUUCUUCGAGAUGUAGUGCCUUUGGAGAAAUAUGUCGUCAUUCCUGUAAUUUGUUUAAUUAAUUUUUUCAGUGCCUAUAGAUUUUAAUAAAAAGAAACUCGCUUUCAGAGUACCAAUCAAAAAGUA